This is a messenger RNA of Clarias gariepinus (North African catfish), 1963 nucleotides long. RefSeq names its product sodium/potassium transporting ATPase interacting 1 (gene nkain1). Gene Ontology annotation, biological process: regulation of sodium ion transport. The record is from RefSeq and is a predicted model, not a curated record. The transcript has 8 exons. The coding region runs from base 237 to 869 and encodes 210 amino acids. NCBI's taxonomy places the organism in Eukaryota, Metazoa, Chordata, Actinopteri, Siluriformes, Clariidae.
AGCGCGCGCGUGUGCGGCGUGGCUGACCCGGUGCGGUCGGCUCCGUGUGAGAACAAAGUCACCCGCAGACAACGGCUAUGAUCAACAGCGCUGAGGUACUGACGCACGGAACCGCGGCUUCGGCCCGCUGGGCCCCCUGACGGCUCGGGUGGACGAAUAACGGGAACACGGCCGCCACGCUGGACCUGAACGGAGAGCCGUCGUUCUCGCGGCGCCUCGCGGGGCCCAAGCCGUGCAUGAAGCGCGAGAGCAUGGGCCGCUGCGACGGGAGGUGCACGCUGGUGGUCAUCUGCUCGUUACAGCUGCUGGCUGUGCUGCAGAGGCAGGUAUUUGAUUUCCUGGGCUAUCAAUGGGCUCCCAUCUUGGCAAACUUUCUUCACAUCCUGGCUGUUAUUCUGGGAGUGUUCGGGACGGUGCAGGUCCGCUCACGAUAUCUUAUACUGUAUGCAGUGUGGCUAGUCGUUUGGGUUGGUUGGAAUGCUUUUAUUAUCUGCUUCUACCUGGAGGUGGGCCACCUGUCUCAGGAUCGAGAUUUCCUGAUGACAUUCAAUACCUCUUUACAUCGCUCCUGGUGGAUGGAGAACGGGCCUGGUUGCUUAGUUACAACAGUGCCUGACUCCCCUUUGGCUCCACAAGACCAUCAUGUGAUCACGGUCAGUGGCUGCCUGCUGGACUACCAGUACAUAGAGGUGGUCAGCUCUGCCCUGCAAGUGUUCCUCGCACUUUUUGGCUUCGUAUAUGCCUGCUAUGUUAGCAAAGUCUUCCUGGAUGAUGAGGACAGCUUUGAUUUCAUCGGUGGGUUUGACUCGUAUGGGUAUCAGCCCCCACAGAAGAGUUCCCACCUACAGCUGCAGCCUCUUUACACGUAGGGCUGGGUAGGAAGACACGGACGCUCCCGGAGCAGAACCCUUCAGAGAUGCUGUCCUGUGCAUUGUGGGUUACAGUGUAUAGUUCUACAAAAUUGUCCGUGUUUAUCUGAAACUGUCUCCCUCUGCUGGCAGAAAACAUAAACUGCAGCACAGACACUGUGCAUUCAGUGAGUCACUGUGAGAGAAAGCUUGCUGUGGGUGAAAGCUUGUAACUGCCACACCACGUGUUUUACAGUAUGUCUCUGUGUACUUAGACGUUCAAAGUGCACAAACUAUUUAGCAAAUUCGAAAUGCAUAGUUCUGAUUUAUUCCAGUUGUAUGCAGUUCGACUGAAAAAGCCACAGAGCGUUGCAGUCGACUUGGUGUGCUUCCACUUUUUCUUCCUUUAAGAUGUUUUUUUCCCCCCAUUUUUUUGUGUUAAAUGCAUACAAAUUGUCUGAUCAGAAGACAAUGUACAUUUGACCAUGGCCUGUGGGGGAGGAUAAAAAGGCAGGCAAACCAGUAACUGACAAUGCUAUUGUUCUGCCUAUUUGCCUAGGCAUUGUGGGGGAAGAUGUGAGGACUCGAUCCUUUUGCCAUGUGUGCAUUUGUGUGUAUGUUUAGUGUUAUUUGCGGGGAGGAUAACAUUUGACCCAGGUAACCUUUGAACCUUUUUUUCUGAGCUGCUCCUUCAGCUCCUGUGUGUGUGUGUGUGUGGGAGAGAUUUUUUUUUUCUUUAUACUAUGACUUAAGCCAAUACAGUGUAAUGUUUUAGGUGAAAAUUUUAGAUUGGCUAGUUGUGUAGUUGGGGAAUGUCGUAGGAUUUUCUGCAUGUAAAUAUCAAAGAUUGUAGAGAGGAUGUACAUUAGUGCGGCCCUCACUUGAAUGUGCACAAGUAAGUGUCUGUGUGAGUGGACUAAACGUAUGUCAUGGUCCACUCUAGGAUGAAUGUGAGUAGCCAUUAUUGUUUAUUUGUAAACCACUUUACAAUGAAUAUAUAUAUAUAUAUAUAUAUAUAUAUAUAUGUAUGUAUUUGUGUAUAUGGCUGAGGCUGGGAAUAAUGAGACUGUGAGGGUGUGGGAGUUGUUGGAAAAAAAUAAACUCUUUUUAGGAUA